GGCUUCUUCACAGAACCCGAGCGCUUCUGGCGCAAGACGGCGGAGCUGUUCAACGGCCGCAAGCCUACCAAGGUGCAUGCUCUGCUGGCUCAUCUGGAGCAGAAGGGCAUCCUCCUGCGCGUGUACACCCAGAACAUCGAUGGCUUAGAGCACGCCGCUGGUGUCUCGGCGGACCGUAUCAUUGAGUGCCACGGCACCACGAGUCGGGUCGUUUGCUCCAAGAACCGGCAACAUGCAAUUGACGGGCUCACUGCUUCGGAAGUAGCGGAUGAUGUUUUGCAGGGCCACGCAGCUCCACGAUGUCAUUGCGGUGCCCUGGUUCGACCAGACAUUGUCUUCUUCGGGGAGCCUCUUCCACCAAAGUUCCACAGCUGUUCUGGCGAAGACUUGGCCACCUGUGACCUGCUGAUGGUCGUUGGCACGGCCUUAAGCGUCUAUCCGGUGGCAGGGCUCGUGAACCGAGUCCCAGCCUUGACCCCCCGACUGCUUAUCAAUCGGGAAGCCGUGGGUCCGUGGAAGGGAGCAGAGGAGAAUGCUGAAAACUACAGGGAUGUGUUCUUUGAGGGUGAAUGCGAUCUAGGUGCAGAGCUUCUGGCCCGCGAACUAUCCUGGCCCUUGUGA
Molecule: messenger RNA, 621 nt
Organism: Symbiodinium necroappetens
Lineage: Eukaryota; Dinophyceae; Suessiales; Symbiodiniaceae
Source: the annotation of a GenBank genome assembly